AAAAUGGUACCUUUACUGUGGAAGAUACAAACCGGAAGUGACCAUGUGGUAUAUACGCACUUGACACGGCGCUACUCAAUGAAACGGACCGCAGCGAGUGGAGUUGCUCCAGAGCUCCGUGCUUUUACGCAGCAGAAGUCCGCGCGGAUUCCCACUGGCGGCCGACAGCAGAAACUCUGCUCCCAAAGGGACCUUUGCGUCCUGCUCGUUUUGGAUUGUCAAAUAGUUCUGCGGAGCGUGCGCUCUUGUUUGGAUCUUUGAAUGGGAAUCUGAUUUUGCGCACUUUCGCUUGGCUCCUCGACUCCGAAUUGUGUUCGCGGAGCACACGGGGUUGACAAAAGACUUUUACGCGGAGUGGGUACGUGUAGCAGAGGGGUGCAGACACCACACAGCGGGGGGAGAGUGGAGUGUUUUCGUGGCAAAGGCAGCGGCGCUGGAGUUGUUUGACGAAUUCCGCAAUGAGGAAGACGCAUUUUAAAACCACCACCACAACCAGCACCGAGGUCAGGGCCAUGGCUCACCCGCGCCGCAGUUUGUAAGAAGGAAGAUCUGUGUGCACUGCAAGUGUCGCCGUGAGGAGCAUGCUGUGACAGCCAUGCCUGUAGAGAUGGAGAAGACGGUCACCAAGCUGAUGUACGACUUCCAGAGGAACUCCACCUCAGACGACGACUCAGGCUGCGCCCUGGAGGAGUACGCCUGGGUACCACCAGGACUCAAACCUGAACAGGUUCAUCAGUACUACAGCUCCCUGCCGGAGGACAAGGUGCCCUACGUGAACAGCCCAGGAGAGAAAUACCGCAUCAAACAGCUGCUCUAUCAGCUCCCGCCCCACGACAAUGAGGUACGCUAUUGUAACGGUCUGGACAACGAGGAGAAGCGAGAACUGAAGCUCUUCAGUAACCAACGGAAACGGGAGAACCUGGGCCGCGGCAACGUGCGCCCGUUCCCCGUGACGAUGACGGGGGCAAUCUGUGAACAGUGCGGAGGCCAGAUCAAUGGUGGCGACAUUGCCGUGUUUGCGUCACGGGCAGGUCACAGCGUGUGUUGGCAUCCAGCCUGCUUCGUGUGCAGUAUGUGCAACGAGCUCCUGGUGGACCUCAUCUACUUCCACCAGGACGGCAAGAUCUACUGCGGCCGGCACCACGCCGAGAGGCUGAAGCCGCGCUGCACCGCCUGCGAUGAGAUCAUCCUUGCGGAUGAGUGCACGGAGGCAGAGGGGCGUCACUGGCACAUGAAGCACUUCUGUUGUUUCGAGUGCGAGACGGUGCUGGGGGGUCAGCGCUACAUCAUGAAGGAGGGACGGCCCUACUGCUGCUCCUGCUUCGAGUCUCUCUACGCCGAGUACUGCGACUCCUGCGGGGAACAUAUUGGCAUUGACCAAGGCCAGAUGACCUACGAUGGGCAGCACUGGCACGCCACAGAGGGCUGCUUUUGCUGCGCCCGCUGUAAAUCCUCUCUGCUCGGUCGGCCCUUCCUGCCCAAGCAGGGGCAGAUCUUCUGCUCGCGCUCCUGCAGUCUGGGGGAGGAGCCCAAUGGCUCGGACUCCUCGGAUUCAGCCUUCCAGAGCGCUCGGUCCACCAAGGAGUCCAAGCGCAGCUCCAAGGCAGGGAAGAGUGGCGGCGGCGGCGGAGGAGGUGGGCUGCAGACUGAGAGGUUCUCUGGGGAGGUGGACCCACUGUCUUUACAGAUGGAUCUUCUGAGUCUCUCCAGCCAAACGCCCAGUUUGACGCGUGAGCCCCCUGCCUGGCAGCGCCAAGAGCGAGCAAGGGACGGCUAUAAUUAUGAGUCCCAAUCAGACCCAACUGCCCACGCCACCCCUCUUCAGCUCCUGAGCCAGUGCAAUGUCAGGACUGCCUAUAACCCCGCCUGCUCGGCCCAGACAAAUCAUCUGCAGGAUCACAGGAUCAAGGAGGAUGGGGGUUUGAAGAGGCCACCCGUCUCGGCCAUGAAGGGCCAGUCUUUGAAUGAGAUGUGGUUCCAGCAGCAAGCUCCGGAAGAGUACUAUCCCCCGAAACUGAGGACCCAAAAGAGCUUCACGGAGGUGUCCCAAUGUUCUCAGCACCGCAACGGGUUCUCUUCUGACAAGCGCUCAAUCAGUUUGCACGGCUUUCAGAGGGACAGGGAAAGAGAGCCGGGGCCUCCAGCGGCGACCCAGGUGGCAAGAAGCAGGAACCCCAUCAAUGCACUUAACUUCACAGAGCAACUGACCCCUCUGGAGCAGACUCCAAGAGGAUCCAUGGAGUCCCUGGCCCUGUCCAAUGCAACAGGUAACUCAGCAGAUGGAGCAGGGAAGCGGCAGGAGCACCUUUCUCGUUUCUCCAUGCCGGACCUGAGCAAAGACUCUGGAAUGAACGUGUCAGAGAAAAGCAACAUGGGCACCCUAAACUCCUCAGUUCAGUUUCAAAGCUCUGAGUCUAUUCACAGCCUCACUGCCAGUCAACCCUACAUGGAAAUUAAUCCUCCCAGGUCCUCCCAGUACCAGGUGCAGUACUGCGACCGCCCUGGUGUGGGCGCUGGAAUAGGUGUGACCAAGUUACCACCCGGCUUCACUUUUCAGGAGGAGGAUAGGGUGAGUUUGGUGAGCAGCGCCAACGCUGCCCGCCUACCCCCCAUCAGUGAGCGCAGGGUGGGUGGUGUCGUUAGCGGAGGAGGUGGAAGGGGAGCAAGCAUUCGGAUCGAUGCUCAAGAAAAUACUGCCCAGAGGCGCCGGCACCAUCACCACCACCGCUCCCGGAGGUCCCGGAGAUCCCGCUCGGAGAACGCUCUCAACUUGGUGGCAGAACGGAGGGCGAGACCUCAAGAAAGAGCGCAGUUCCGCGUGCGCGAGGAUUACGAUCGUUUCCCGCCACCAAGGAGCGUCAGGGACCAGUAUGGUGGGGGAGGAGGGGGAGGGGGAGGGGGGAGAUACCAGCCCCAACCCUUCAGGCAGUGCCCCAGAACCACUUCAGACCUGACUCUUCAGAACCCCGGGGCCAGCCACCGCACUGGGUUGAACCAGUACUCCUGGGACGAUUACGAUGACGAUGACUGGUGCUCAACUUGCUCUUCAUCCUCCGAGUCAGAGGAUGAAGGUUACUUCUUGGGUGAGCCGAUUCCCCGACCCGUCCAGCUGCGCUACCUCAGCAACCAGGAGCUCGUCCAUAAGUACAACGGGAUUGGAGGAGCCAACCACAGCGGGCAAUUGCACACCCGCAAACGCAGAAAGAGCAAGAACUGCAUUAUCUCCUAACAUCCUGUCCUCUGGUCGAGGAAAUGACUCUUUGUUCAGACUGUGAACUCUUAACAUCUCCCAUCUGGAACGAAAAAGUCAAUCCCACAGUCCAUUUAUUCAGCGUUGUUGAGUUAUUAAUAUCAAGUAAUGAAAGUCCGUGAUGAAUUACAGUUGGUUAACAGUGAAAAAGCAAAAGCGUUUGCAUGUUUGUUCUUUUUAAUGUUUCGGGAAUAUCUCUUGAGUGUUAAGGCUAACGGUUCCAUGCGCAGUUCUGUCAAGUCACAACAUUUAUCAGAAGCCAAUGUGCAAUUGUUUUUUUAACUUCACUUACAUGCAGCAGACAAGUGUGCAAGGUACAGGUCUGUUUGGUACAGCUUAGCUUUUUCACACAUGUGAUUUAGAUAUAGAAUAUACUGUGCUAUUGUAUUCAGUUCAUAGUAUGUACAUAGAUAAAUGAAUUAAUAAUUUCACUUAAGUUAAGGGAGUCCAUGUACAUAUGGUUGUAAAUGAGGCCUCACAUAUUUUUAUAUUUUGUAUGGAUAGAAUCAUUUAUGUAAUAAAUAUCUAUAAUGUAGAUAUAGAAUAUGUCAAAACCAACGUAUGCAUGUUUUAUUUGGCUGACUUGGUCCUACAUUUGGAAUAAAGGAGUAUUUCAGUGAGUGAUUUGAUUGACAGCUUGUGUUUCUCUCCAGAGAAUUACAACACGCGUGUCUGGUGUUCACAAGAGUGCGUAACAGUCACCUUCUCCAUCUGUUUAAUGCAUAAAUGAAUGACAAUGUGGUGAAGAGGUGGAUAAGGAUCAUCCCCCUCCACUGGGUUGUUCUACUUGCAUGGUAAUGGGUGCCGUCACAUUCGAACAAACAGCGCUCCAUUGUCCCAGAAACAGAUGCCACAAAAGUUCUGGUUUAUUGCAUCAGCAUAUGCAAGUUGGAAACUGCUGACAAAGGUCCAGGGAUUUAUUUAUUGAAAUCUGGUCAUGACUUGUGUGCGAGGCAUGCUAAUGCAAUAGCCAUGGCAGUACCACAUUAGUUCAUGUUGAAAGAUAUCAACUAUUGGAUGGAUUGUCAUGUCUAUCUGGAUCCUAUUCCUUCUAUUGUAGCGCCAUUACGUCAUUGGGUAAUCCAAACUAUAUUCAAGCCACCGCAUCCGCUUUACUUUAAAAGUGAGAAAAAAAGAUUUUGAUGUAGAAUAUGGUUAUACCUAAUUAAUUAUGUUAGUACUGUCAUUGUGAGCACGCUCGGUAGUCAAUCUUAUAAUUAGUUAGCCCCUGACGUGGUUGUAAACUCAUGACAUGUCAUCCUCUCCCGUUGAACUAUUGGCAAAUACAGUAUAACAGGUGGAAUCUUGUAAGAGUUAAGCAAUGUCCUGCUGUAAUUAGGAUUGCCACUGAUGUCCAUGUUGUCCCAGGAUUACUGUUGCUGUUGCCCCCAUAAUCCAAACAAACAAACACACACACACACACACACGUUUAGAACAAUCUGUGUGAACGCCAGCCGCUUGAUUAAAGGGGUUCAAGCACUAAUGCUGUUGACAUGAUUGGCACAUUAGUCUGUUUACUUCACCUAACCUCAACCUCCAAGGCGUUUGACCCAGUUUUCAUGUUUACUCGGAUAACUCCCAGACGGGGAGGUAAAGAGUCCUCAUUUAGUCAGCCUUGAUACGACAACCAGCUGCACUCGCAUGUGAGAUGCAUUAUAUCGAACGGUCGAUGGCCCCGUGCAUAUAUGUGGACUUUGCUUUUAGCAAGUUUUCAAACUACAGCUGCAGACUGUUACUCACAUGAGCUACCAAGUAUCACUGCAAUCACUUUCUGCAGACAUGCAAUAAAACACACGCAAAGUUUGGACUUCAUUAAUGUGGAUAUUAUUGCCCUUGAGCUCACAUCAUCGUUAACUUACCCCAUACUAUGGUUUCCUCAUUGGUCCCUUUCCAGGUCUUUACCCAAGCAUGUGGUGUUUCCAUGUGUUUAAUUAAAAGCAAAUGAAGGCCCAACGGUAAGGGGUGCCGCAGAUUGCAGCCAUAUGCUUCCCGGGCUGUGUCAUAUUCAAGGUAGCGGGUGGUGGUGGCGAGAUAAUCCUGUUGCAUUGACGCUUCUAGUUGUGACACGCGUACUGUCAACCAAGCUGUAAAAAGGGAAUUACAUCCAUGAGCUCUGAAAGGUCCAAAGAGGUGAGCGUGAGGCGGUUUUUAUCAAUGAUAAAAAAAC
Pungitius pungitius (ninespine stickleback) is the source of this 5417-nucleotide messenger RNA. RefSeq names its product prickle homolog 2b (gene prickle2b). NCBI's taxonomy places the organism in Eukaryota, Metazoa, Chordata, Actinopteri, Perciformes, Gasterosteidae. Bases 596 to 3229 code for a protein of 877 amino acids. The record is from RefSeq and is a predicted model, not a curated record. Gene Ontology annotation, molecular function: zinc ion binding. The transcript is spliced from 8 exons.